AUGUCUUCUAUAUCCGCCCUUCAAGCUCGCCUAAAAGAGCUCUCGACAUCGUUGGCGCAGAUUCAUCCUCUCGUGUCCCGAUUGCGGAACUUUACGACCGCCGUUGGGCAAGGCGAUGAAGCUCGGUUAGAAUUAGGGGCGGAGAUCCAUAGUCUGCUGAAAGAGGCAGAGAUACAAUUGGAGGUCUUGAGGGUUGACGUUGAAGCAUUAGAAACUGCCCCAGAAGGCAGACGGAAAGGAGUGGAUAACGAGAAGGAGUUAGAACGGGAACGGGUUGUUGCGUUGGCAGGGAGAUUAGCGGAAGACUUGAAAAAAACGAGAGGAGACUUCCGAAAUGCGCAAUUACAAGCGAAGCGGAAUGCGGAAAUCGCCAAGCGCAAAGAAAGGGAAUUGCUAUUUUCGAGAUCUCAGAGCGCUGAAAGGAAGAGGGAAUCGACUGAGAAAUUGACACAAGAUGAUGUUUUACUCAAUACCUCAAGUGAUGUUACCGUGGCAUUGCGGAGAACGCAUCAUCUGAUGCAGGCAGAGUUAUCUAGAAGUCAAUUUGCGCAAGAGACACUAGAGCAAUCGACCGCUGCGCUUUCAUCGCUAUCAGAAUCUUAUACAAGCCUUGAUACUCUUCUAUCAUCGUCACGGAACCUUGUUGGUUCACUGCUUCGCUCGCAAAAGUCCGACACAUGGUAUCUUGAAACUGCGUUCUACAUUCUAAUUGGCACCAUUGUAUGGCUUUUGUUUCGCCGAAUAUUAUACGGACCUAUGUGGUGGCUUGUAUGGUUGCCGAUUAGGUUAGCAGCGAAGUUCGUAUUCACAAUCUUGGGCGCGGUUGGCCUAUCCAGCAAAGCCGUUCAGCCUUCCCCGUCUGCUGUUCCUAGCGAAAGCUUAGCCCAGGAGGUGCCGCUUCCGACUCUUGAGGCCGAGGCAAAUGUUCAAACUGCCGACGGCCAAGCUAUCUGGGACAUACCUCCCGUUGCGGAGGCAAAAGAAGACCGCAUGAUCGAUCAUAUCGGUAACAUGGUUGAGGACAAUGAAGAGAUUGAUGAGACUAACAUUGAUGACAUUUCACCAGAAGAGAAACAGAGGCAAGCGGAACUCCCUCAAAAUACGAAGAAAAGGAUGUAUGAGGCUACCGAACAGAAGCUGACAGAUGGAAAAGAGGAACAUGCGCAGCAACAGCCUUGGGUUGAAAAAUACCGUCCAAAGACGCUAGAUGAUGUCGCAGCUCAGGACCAUACAACAAACGUUCUCCAACGAACAUUACAAGCCUCCAACUUGCCUCAUAUGCUCUUCUACGGCCCUCCCGGUACCGGAAAGACAUCAACAAUUCUCGCCCUCGCGAAGUCCCUAUUUGGUCCUGCUCUGUAUCGUUCACGUAUCCUUGAAUUGAACGCUUCGGACGAACGUGGUAUUGGCAUUGUACGUGAAAAGGUCAAGGGCUUUGCUAGAGUACAACUCAGUCACCCUACCGGGGUCGACAAGUCAUACUUCGAGAAAUACCCAUGCCCACCGUUCAAGAUCAUUAUCCUUGAUGAAGCAGAUAGCAUGACUCAGGAUGCUCAGUCUGCUCUUCGACGCACAAUGGAAACCUAUAGCAAAAUCACACGUUUCUGUCUUGUUUGCAACUACGUUACCCGAAUCAUUGAACCGCUGGCCAGUCGAUGCAGCAAGUUCCGUUUCAAACCGCUGGAUAACUCGGCUGCGGGCGACAGACUUGCACAGAUUGCGAAAUUAGAGAACCUGGAGUUGGAGGAUGGUGUCGUUGACAAAUUGAUUCAGUGCAGCGAUGGUGACUUGCGACGUGCAAUCACAUACAUGCAAAGUGGAGCUAGGCUAGUGGGAACCACUGGGAACAGCGGUAAACAGGAUGGAGGGGAAGACGCUGAGAUGACAGAUGCUAGCUCACAGGUGAUUACUGUGAGGAUGGUAGAGGAGAUUGCUGGUGUGAUCCCAGAGAGUGUUCUAGAUCAAUUGGUUCAAGCUAUGCAACCAAAGAAGAUCGGUUCUUCCUAUGAGGCCGUCUCGAAGGUAACUACGGAUAUUGUUGCGGAUGGGUGGAGUGCGACGCAGCUGCUUGCACAGCUUUAUCGCCGAGUUGUUUACAAUGACGCCAUCCCUGAUAUUCAGAAGAACAAGAUCGUCAUGGUUUUCUCCGAGAUGGAUAAGCGCUUGGUCGACGGUGCAGAUGAACAUCUGUCAAUCUUGGACGUGGCUCUGAAGAUCUCUGGUAUCUUGGGCGGUGCCUAG
Aspergillus caelatus is the source of this 2241-nucleotide messenger RNA. Its product is annotated as putative protein transport membrane glycoprotein Sec20. Lineage: Eukaryota; Fungi; Ascomycota; Eurotiomycetes; Eurotiales; Aspergillaceae. The record is from RefSeq and is a predicted model, not a curated record. Gene Ontology annotation, biological process: DNA repair; DNA-templated DNA replication; retrograde vesicle-mediated transport, Golgi to endoplasmic reticulum. Gene Ontology annotation, molecular function: ATP hydrolysis activity; DNA binding; DNA clamp loader activity. The coding region runs from base 1 to 2241 and encodes 746 amino acids. Gene Ontology annotation, cellular component: nucleus; DNA replication factor C complex. The transcript has 8 exons.